Lynx canadensis (Canada lynx) is the source of this 1177-nucleotide messenger RNA. RefSeq names its product protein NYNRIN-like. Gene Ontology annotation, molecular function: nucleic acid binding. The record is from RefSeq and is a predicted model, not a curated record. NCBI's taxonomy places the organism in Eukaryota, Metazoa, Chordata, Mammalia, Carnivora, Felidae. Gene Ontology annotation, biological process: DNA integration. The coding region runs from base 27 to 521 and encodes 164 amino acids. The transcript has 2 exons.
UCCGGAUAAUAGCGGCUACAGCCCUAAUGGUUAAAGACGCCGAUAAGCUGUCCCUGGGUCAAGAGUUACAUGUCACCACACCCCACGCCAUCGAAGGAGUACUCAAGCAGCCCCCCGAUAGGUGGAUGAGCAAUGCUCGGAUGGUCCACUAUCAGGGACUCCUGUUAAAUCCCUUGCGGACCACAUACACCCCUCCCCGAACUCUAAACCCGGCCUCGCUGCUACCCGACCCUGACCUGGACUCCCCGCUCCCUGACGGUGCCGACAUCCUAGCGCAGAUCCAUGGAACAAGGAAAGACCUACAGGACCGGCCAUUACCUGAUGCUGAGGUCACCUGGUUUACUGACGGAAGCAGCUUCGUCCAUCAAGGACAGAGGGCUCUACAGCGGGUUCAUGAGGCCGUGUGGCCUAAACUAAAAGAACUGUAUGAGGCAGAACUCCCACCCACUCCUCAUCAGUAUCAUCCAGGAGACUGGGUCCUCGUCAAGCGACGCUGGCAGGAGAACCUUGAACCCAGGUGAAAAGGACCCCACCAAAUCAUCCUGACGACUCCCACCGCCAUCAAGGUAGAUAACCUCCCCACCUGGAUUCACCACACCCACGUGAAGCCUGUCGACCCGCUAUCUGACCUCGUGGGACACACUGAUAAAAAUACUACUUGGACUGUAGACCAGAGUAAGAAAAACCCCCUCAAACUAACCUUGCGCCGUGCCUCCCCUAGACAUGUUCAAGAUAGUAACCCUUGUCCUACUAGCCCUCAACCUCAACCUCCUGGAGGUAGGACUAAAUGCCCCCGUUGACAAACAGAAAUUGUACGGAGCUCUAUAUGGAAGGCCCUGUGAUUGCAGAGGUGGUGUAGUUAGAACCCUUACCCUGCCACAUGGUAACAGACUAGUAGCCGGCUCUGUAGGAAGGGGUGGUCACUAUCAGCGAAGAUACACUCAAACCCAAGACUGUGGGACCACAAUUGCUCACUUAACCCAGACCUAUGACAUCACAGGACCCCAAAAACAGCAGUGGUUAUGUGUUGACAAACGUAAGCCCCUGCCCCCCACAGCAGAAUGCCCUUGCUCUACUUUCCAGGAGUCGAUGCAUAGCUCUUGUUAUGACUCCUAUCAGCAAUGUAUAGGGCCAGACAACUCCACUACCUACUUUACAGCUAUCCUACAGAGUAACA